This is a messenger RNA of Arabidopsis arenosa, 492 nucleotides long. Lineage: Eukaryota; Viridiplantae; Streptophyta; Magnoliopsida; Brassicales; Brassicaceae. The record is from the annotation of a GenBank genome assembly.
ACUGAGCAUUACUCAGGCUGUCCAAAAGUACGGCAACCUCUCAGGUUUUGUUGAAAGAUUUUCUCUGCGAAUGAGGAAUCCUACAGCAUUCUUUGCCGGGGCUCUUCUUGUGAUUGGGUUUCUCCUUAGAGAACUCCCCAUGUUUGCUCUUGCAGCAGUAGCAAAUGCAGUGGGAGUAUGGACGAUCUUCCCCUAUAUGGUUGCUGCAUCCACGGCUUUGUUCCUCUACAUUCGCAGUCGCUACUCCUCAAAAAAUUAGCUGUUCUUGUAACUCAAUAUCGAUACAUAGAAAGAUGCUUUGAAGGCUAAAGAUGCUCAGAAGAAGGUUCAGCAAACUGAUGAAUAACCUGUUGGGAAGCUUUUGGAAGAGAGUGAAAGUGAAGCUGCUGCAAAACGGAAUGAGACCGAAGACUGAUGAUGUUGAUCAUAGGAAAAUGUUUGUGAAUUUGAUGAAUGUGUGAAAAGUCAGAGGAAUAAGAGUUGAAGGGUUAG